CUAAUUUCGGAGCCCUGUGCACCGCGAAGGCAGCAACCAGCUCUGCUCAAUGUAAUCCUGGGUGGAGAAAGGGCCUCUUCCUCAAAUGACGAGUUCAAAACACGAAUGCUUGAUAUACUGCGUGGGCUCUUGUUGUUUUCCUCCGAUAGUCUUUUUGCAGUGGUGAUAAUAAUUAAUUGGUAAUGGCUAUAGUGUGCAUAGAUUAAGACCAGUCUUGGUGGUUUAGAUUACAACAGUAUAUCAGAAUUUAAGCUAUUAUAAAAGAAUUGCUUCCAGUAUUGCCUACCACAGUGGCCAGUCAGAGAUGCCUGUGAUGUUCACAAGUAGCACAUGAAAUCUGUACAGACCAUUGGCGAAGAACAAACACAAAAUCCCUACACUGAGCUGCUUGUGCUGAAAGGUCAUCAUGAUAUAGUGCGGUUUCUAGUGCCAAUAGAUGAUUACAGGUUUGCAUCCGCUGGUGAUGAUGUUGUAUGUUUGUGGAAUGCUCAGACUGGAGAAAAGCUAUUUGAGCUACAUGCACAUACACAAAAGAUUACUGCUCUUGCAUCUUUUCCUCUAUCAGAUACUUGUGAAGAAAAAUGUCACUUGAUCUUGACAGCAGGUGCUGACAGAACUGUUAUUGUUUGGGAUUGUGACAAUGGUAGGCAAGUUCAUAAAGUAUCCUGCUUUCAUUCCACAGUAAAGUGUUUGACAGUUCUUCAAAGGCUGGAUGUAUGGCUGUCUGGAGGGAGUGAUCUGUGUGUUUGGAACCGAAAAUUAGAUCUCUUGUGUAAGACAAGUCAUCUUAUUGAUGCAGAUAUCAGUGCUAUGAUAGAAUUGCCUAAAAAUUGUGUGGCAGCAGCAGUUGGCAAAGAACUGAUCAUUCUUAGACUGAAAGCUUCCAGAGAUGGAACUGAAUGGGAUGUCUUUGAAGUGAAGCGCCUUCUUGACCAUGAGGACAAUAUUGUAUCGUUGGUCAGUGUCAGUGAUCUGACUUUCGCAACUGGCUCUCAUGUUGGUGAGCUGAUAGUCUGGGAUGCAUUGGACUGGACCAUGCAUGCAUAUGAACGCAGAUGGGAUGCUUCUCUUCAUCUUGACCCACAACAAGAAAUAAAAUUAUCGCACAGUCAAAAUGAAGUUUCAAUUCAACAUUUAGCUUCUGAUGAGGAGUGUGUGUGUUUCGCUGCUGUUGGAAAGGGCAUAUACGUGUAUAACCUUCAAAUGAAGCGUGUGAUUGCCUUCCAGAAGACUGCUCAUGACUCCACUGUCCUGCACAUUACAAAAGUUCCAAACAGGCGAAUAAUCUCCUGUUCAGAAGAUGGCAGUGUUCGCAUAUGGGAAUUACGAGAAAAACAGCAGCUUACAGCUGAACCUGUUCCUUCAGGUCUGUAUCCAGAAUGGGGGAUUUAUGUGGGAUUUGGAAGGACAAGUAAACAAGCCAGUCAUGCAGCUAAGAAGCCACCAGAGAGCACCACUGUCUUCUCCUUGGAUCUCCUUGGGGAUUUGAUUGGGCACUCUUUAGCUGUUCAGAUGGUCCUGUACUUCAGUGAACAUGGCCUGGCAACAUGCUCUGCUGAUCACCUCGUUAUUUUGUGGAAAGAUGGAGAACGAGAGUCGAGACUGCGCAGCUUACUGUUAUUUCAUAAGUUAGAACAAAGUGAAGAUUUGCAGCUUAGGAUCUAAAAAGACUAAAAUAUAUGGGAUAAAGGAAAAUGAGCCAGAGGAAAAGAAUGAACACUCGGCCUCAACUGCUAAAACCAGUUGGACAGGGUAAG
Molecule: messenger RNA, 1757 nt
Organism: Lacerta agilis (Sand lizard)
Lineage: Eukaryota; Metazoa; Chordata; Lepidosauria; Squamata; Lacertidae
Gene: WDR41
Product: WD repeat domain 41
Biological process (GO): regulation of autophagy
Cellular component (GO): lysosomal membrane
Molecular function (GO): protein binding
Source: RefSeq, a predicted model, not a curated record